AUGGCCCUACCGCUCGCGGACCUCACGCCGCUCUUCAUCCUCCGCGUGCUCUCACCCAGCAUCGUCUUUCUCGCCACCCUCUCGCUGCUCUUCGUGCGUGCCCCCGCGCCGCAGACGUCCUCCGCGCCAUCUCCCAUCACCGCCGUCGUCGUUGCUACUCGUACGCACCGUCGCGCUCUCAUAUAUGCUUUCCUUUCUCUCGUUGGCCUCACUUACCUUCUCGACGGACUUGCCUUCGUCGUCUGGGCCGUUAUUGGCAAGACCUGGCCCGGGUUUACCGGACUCGAGAUCAACGCGGUCGUAGGUCUCGCUGCGUUCACUGGACUCGCGGCCCUUGGAGCAUGGAAGGAAAUCCGCGGCGUCGACGUGUGGUCGCUCCGCCGGCUGAAGCACGGGGUGUUCUUCUCCCUGGCGUUGGAUAUUGCACAGGUCGUGUUCUUGGCCCUUGCAAUUACGCGCCCCCUCUCUACCGUCUACCUUGUCCAUCUCGCGUUCCCCGCUUUCCGCGUCCUUCUCCUUGUUCCGUUGCUCUCCGCCCUCCUCUUCCCGCGUGUUUCCUACGUCCCCGCGGAGACUAUCGACGAAGAAACACCGACGGACACGAGCCUCCUCAUCCCUGCUCAAGACGCCGCGGCGCCCUCGUCGGGGCUCUCUCCCUUCUCCGCGGAGGCAAGCAAGUAUGGUACUUUCCGCAGCGGCCGAUCCGUCGCACAAAGCUCCGGGCCCACUACGCGUACUCACACUCCUGCUCCUUCUACCGUGCGUGUACCCCCGCCCAAGGCUCAUGAGGCGAAAGAAGACAUUGCACUCGAUCCGUCGUGGUGUGAGAUCUUUGCCCGCAUUAAGCACAUUGCGCCUUACCUGUGGCCAUCGAAGAGUGCCUCUCUGCAGUUCCUCGCAUUCCUGUGUUUCCUUGUCAUGCUCGUGGGGCGCGUGGUGAACUUCCUCGUUCCAUUGGUAUUCGCGCAGCUUGUGCGCAUCUUCGAAGAGGGUUCGCAGACGUCACCAUGGCCGUACCUAGGUGCCUAUGUCGCUCUACGCUUCUUGCAGGCUACGGGAGGCUUGGCUGCUCUGCGUGACACUCUUUGGAUCCCGGUCAUGCAGUACUCCGACAGAGAAAUGUCGCAGUUGUCGUUUGAUCACCUCCUCCAGCUUUCGUUCGCGUUUCACGCGCGUCGCAAGACCGGAGAGGUCCUGCGCAUUCUUGACCGUGGCGCUGCUAUCAACCACACUUUCGAGACCAUUAUCUUCAACAUUCUUCCUACGUUCUUCGAUAUCGCUAUUGCGCUGGUCUUCUUCGUGGUGUAUUUCGAGUGGACUCUCGCCAUCGUCAUUUUCUUCGUCAUGGCCGCAUAUGUUGCCGCGAGCGUCGUCCUUACCAGAUGGCGCACCAAGCUCCGGCGGCAGAUGAACGAGCGUGACAUGGUUAUUCGUGGGAUCCACACCGACUGCUUGCUCAACUACGAGACCGUGAAGUACUUCAAUGGUGAAGAACACGAGGGCGAGCGUUACCGCGACUCCAUCCGCCAGUACCAGAAUCUCGAGUACAAGGUUAUGGUUUCGUUGAACCUGCUCAACCUCGUCCAAAACUUCAUCAUUACUUUGGGUCUCCUCGUUGGCUCCAUGAUUGUCGCUAUGCGUGUCGUUCGCGGCCAGUCACAGCCUCAUCAGUUCGUUUUCUUCAUCACGUACCUGGCCCAGCUGUAUGGUCCUUUGAACAUGCUCGGGUACUUGUACCGAACGAUCAACCAAUCCCUCGUCGACACGGAGCGUCUUCUUAAGCUGCUCAGCGAGCCGACCGAGAUCAACGACCGGCCGAACGCCCCCGAUCUCAUCGUCGAGAAUGGCGAGAUCGAAUUCGACAACGUCAACUUCUCGUACGACGGCCGUAGCACGGCUCUGGAGAGCGUAUCGUUCAAGGUGCCCAAGGGGUCCUCUGUUGCGCUCGUCGGCGAGUCUGGCGCGGGCAAGUCCACGAUCUUGCGUCUUCUCUACCGGUUCUACGACCUCAAGGAGGGCGACGGCCGCAUCCUCAUCGAUGGCCAAGAUCUCCGCGAUGUCACUCAGGAUAGUCUGCGGAAGGCUAUCGGCGUUGUGCCUCAGGACCCGGUGCUCUUCAACGCUAGCAUCGGCUACAACAUCGCGUACGGCAAGUUCGGUGCUACCCAGGAGGAGAUUGUCGCCGCUGCGAAGGCUGCCCAGAUCCAUGACCGCAUCCUCAGCUUCCCGGACGGCUACGACACCAAGGUCGGCGAGCGUGGUAUCAGGCUGAGCGGCGGCGAGAAGCAACGUGUCGCUAUCGCCCGGACGCUCCUGAAGGAUCCUCCCAUUCUGCUUUUGGACGAGGCCACAAGCGCUCUGGACACCUCGACCGAAAAGGACAUCCAGAAGGCAUUGCAGAACCUCGUCCAAGGACGUUCCUCGCUUUCUAUCGCGCACCGGCUCUCGACCAUCGCAUCUGCUGACCUGAUUCUUGUUUUGAAGGAUGGGCGCAUCGUCGAACAGGGCACUCAUGGCGAGCUUCUUGCCCUGGGUGGCAACUUCGCCACAAUGUGGGCCGAUCAGGUGUCCAGCACGGACGAGGCCGUGUCCUCGCACAGGAAGUCUGCUGUCGUCACUGGCUUUGACGUAGAGGACGUGCCCGCGGAGGACCCUGUCGUUAUCGCAGAGGACCUUGAGGGUGUCCCCCAGGUUGGCACCGAGGAAGUCGCCCAGGACGCACUGGCAGAUGGCGAGCCCGCGGUGGAGAGCGCCCCCGAGGCCAUCGCCGACGAAGCUGCCGCCCCUGUGGCAUUCCCGUCCACUGAUGGCGCCGAGGAUGCAGUAGAAGCCGCCCCCGAAUCUAGUGCCGAACCCGUCCCUGAGGCCUCCGCCGCCGCCCCUGUCGCGUUCCCGACCUCUGCUGACGAUACCGCGCCGGUAUCGUUCCCAUCGAGCGACGCUGCGCCGCUGGCAUUCCCGACUUCUGACAGCCCGGUCCCUAUCGCGUUCCCUGGCUCACCGGACACGGCUUCCCAGCGCGAGGGUUCUGUCGCAGAGCGUGCGCAGAACCCCGGCGUCACGUUCCAGGAAGCUCAGACGCCGUCCCGCACCGGGACGCCUGAUCCUGAGGCGGACGGGAAGCGGAGGCGCACGCUGUCGACGCAGGGCAUCCAGCGCCUUGCGCGCCGGAUCUCAAUCACCACGCGCCGGCAGGGCUCGAGUGCGUCGUCCAUUCCAGCGAUUGCGGGCUCGUUCAUUCCAGGCCUGAAGCGUGCGGACACGUCGAACUCGAACAAGGACGAGGGCAGCUCCUCGAAGGACACGCCGCAGGACAGCCCGCGCGCGAGCGUUUCGAGCGACAUUGGCAAGGCCAAGUUGACGAAGAGCAAGAAGGAGAAGAAGCUUGAGAAGCGGAAGACGAUGUCUUGAGUAGGUUGAUUGCCCCCCUGUUUCUCGUGCCCCCUCCACAUGACUGCCCCAUGUUCAUUUCCCCCUCCCCGUCUCCCACCGUUUUUUCCACCUCUGUUCUGUUCACGAUUCACGAAACGACACGACCCUCACCCCCGCGGCGAUACUGUAUAAUGAACGCUCCCCGCCACAUACAUCAUAUCAUUUCCGCACAUCACCAUCCACUGUCUCGGUCAUCUAUCGCGCAAUUGUUCCCCGCUGUUUCGCAUAGCACACUUGUCUGUUACUUUCUCACUUGGCUGGAAAAUGGAUCGAUACGC
This is a messenger RNA of Trametes versicolor FP-101664 SS1, 3710 nucleotides long. RefSeq lists its product as uncharacterized. Gene Ontology annotation, biological process: transmembrane transport. Gene Ontology annotation, cellular component: membrane. The record is from RefSeq and is a predicted model, not a curated record. Gene Ontology annotation, molecular function: ATP binding; ABC-type transporter activity; ATP hydrolysis activity. Lineage: Eukaryota; Fungi; Basidiomycota; Agaricomycetes; Polyporales; Polyporaceae. The transcript is spliced from 15 exons. Bases 1 to 3411 code for a protein of 1136 amino acids.